AUGAAUAGAUUAUUUAUUUUUUGUCUAAUAUUAUGUGGCACUUCUUUACAAUUUGAAAAUGAAUGGCAGGUAAAAUAAUUGUCAUUAAUACCAAUAAUAAUUAUAAAAUCUGAAAUUAAUCAGAAUGCCUUGUCAAAUGCCAAAUUUCAAAAUCUAUCAAUUCAAUGUAUGAUAGAUACUGCAACAUGGUUGAAAUCUUUAGAAUUAAUUGCAACUGUUUCAACAGAAUGUAUUUUGACUCGAAAAUGUACGCCAAUGCAAGAAAUGAUACUUCUUCAGAAUUUGUAUGCAAUUCAACGUAAGAUUACUGUAUCAGAAAUAUUUAGUAACGAUAUGAUUUUACAGAACUUGAUGCAUUUGGAAAAUUCCCAACCGCUGGAAUUUUAGAAGCUAAAUUAAUAAUUGAUGGAUCUCCCCAAGAAUGUGAAAGAAUUAGUGGUGUAAAAUAUGAAACAAAUUAUUGUUAUCUUGCUCUUGCUCCAAGAGCAACCGAAGCAAUCUCACCAUAUCUCGCAUUACGAUCAGCAGUUUGUAUGCCAAAAUCAUGUUCUCCUCAAGAUCUUAUGAAUAUUUACAAUUCAAUUGAUCCAAUUUUAUUCGAUGCAAAAUAUGCAUUCUGUGCAAAAUAUGAUGUUGUCAAAGAUUCAGCUUUUUGGGGUUUUUCGAUUUUUUUAAUGGUUAUUGUUGCAAUCUCUAUUCUUGCAACAAUUGCUGAUUUUCUUCGUGAAUCUGUUUUUGGUCUUCGAUCUUCUGAAUCUAGCACAAAUAUUGUUUUGAAAAUUUUAUUUGCAUUUUCAUUUUGGACAAAUGCUGAAAUUGUACUUUCUGUGAAACAACAAAAAGAGGGACAUAUCAAAUCAUUAGAUUGUAUUCGAUUUAUGUCAAUGUCUUGGGUUGUAGCUGGACACAGUACUUUAUAUUUUGUAUCAUCGGGUAACUUAAAACUAAAAAAGAAUGAAUAAUUAUUUGAUUCAUUUUCAGAAGCAGUUCUUCCACUUUUAUCAAUUCAUAAAAGUUUAUGGAAUCAUAUAAUAACAAAUGCUCUUUUAUCAGUUGAUUCAUUCCUUUUACUUUCUGGAAUUGUUGUUUCAUACAUGUUUUUCAAAAAACGACCAACUUCAAAAACUAUGCGUUCUCCUCUAACAUGGAUAAUGUAUUAUGUUCAUAGAUAUCUUCGAUUGACACCGUCAAUUAUGAUUUUCAUCGGAUUUUUUACUGUAUAUUUUGCUUAUAUUCAAGGACCACAAGCUGCAUCAAUGGGAAGUGAGUAAAAAUAUCAAGAAUAAAAUAUAAACAAUCGACUGCCAAAACUUAAUUCUCACCAGCAAAGAUCUACAUAUCUACAGUAAUCCAAAAUUGUUCUUACAGAUACUCAUCUAACUCAAAUCUCCGGAUGUAAAUCAGAUUGGUGGCAAAACUUAUUGUACAUCAAUAACUUUGCCGCAGCUGAUGGUCAAACUUGUUAUGGUAUUUCUUGGUAUCUUGCUCUCGAUUUUCAACUUUUUCUUGUUGCUCCAAUUUUCAUAAUAGCACUCUAUAUUUCCUUCAAAAUUGGAGCUGCUUUGAUUGCAAUUGGAUGUAUUGUUAGUAUUGCAAUCACAUAUAUUUUAUACAGUCAAUACAAAAAUAUGUCUGCUGAUAUUGUUAUCACCGAGUGAGUUUUGAUAUGUUUUUUUUUUCAAAUCAAAAUUAACGUUUUCAGUGCAAGUGGUAAAUUUGGAACUUAUCUUUAUGAUAAACCAUGGAUUCGUGGAACUCCAUAUUUGGUUGGAAUUUUAACCGGAUAUAUUCUUUCAAUGCGACCAAUAAGGCUUAAUUGGUUUCUUCGAAUAAUCGGAUGGAUGAUUGCAAUUGCAAUCGGAUUAGCUUGUAUUUUUUCAAAUUAUCAAUAUGACAAAGGAGCAGAUUGGGGUUGGUUUGCUAAAGCGAGUUUUUACAACUUUUCAAGAUUCGGUUGGUCAAUUGCUGUUAGUUGGGUUAUAAUAGCAAAUCAUUUUGGAUGGGGUGGCCCAAUUAAUAAUUUCAUGUCUCAUCCAAUUUGGCAACCAUUUGGUCGAUUAUCUUAUUGUGCUUAUAUUGUUCAUUGGGUUGUACUCUUUUAUUAUGUCAAUCUUGGAGAACGUCCAUUGCAAUAUUAUUCAUUAUGGCAAGUGGUAAGUACAUGGUUUUUUGAGUAAAAAAUUUAAAAUUGAAAGAUAGCCAUCUGGCCACUUUUUUUCGAGAAAGCCAAAAUUUGAGUCUGAAUUGAAUUAUUUCAUUUCAAAAAAGAUAUCCUAUUUUACGAAUCCUAUUCAGAUUUUCGAAAUCUGGCCUACUCCUUUUCAGAAAUCCCACGAAAACCUAAACUCGUGAUAAUUUCAGUAUUGUUACUAUGCAAUUCCUGCCACAUUCUUAUCAUAUGUCGCUGCUUUUUUCUGGAGUUGUUUAUUCGAACAAAGUGUUGCCAAACUCGAAAAACUACUAUUCUCCAAGCUACUUCUCAACAACGAAAAACAAUCACCAAAACAAAAUUCGUGGGACAUUGAGGACACAAAAAUGUAA
Molecule: messenger RNA, 2541 nt
Organism: Caenorhabditis angaria
Lineage: Eukaryota; Metazoa; Nematoda; Chromadorea; Rhabditida; Rhabditidae
Source: the annotation of a GenBank genome assembly